GGUCUGUUCCCACUCUUCUUCCUGGCGGCUUUCUUUCAGAAGUGACUUUUAUAAACAAAAAAGAAAAAGAUAUUUCUAAAAGGAACAAACGCAGAAGCUAGAGCAGAAAGAGGAAAAUUAAAGAUGGAAAAAAGGCUAUCAGAUGCAGCUAUGGAAGGAGACAUCCAAUCCCUCCAAGAUUUACUUCAAGAAGAUCCUCUCAUUCUUCACCGUUCUAUAGUUUCUUGUGUCUCCGAGACCCCUCUCCAUGUUUCCUCCAUGCUAGGCCAUGUCAAUUUUGUUCAAGAGCUUCUCAAUCUAAACCCGGAGUUGGCUUCCGAGUUGGAUUCCCAUGGCUGCUCUGCUCUUCACCUGGCUGCAGCAAAAGGGCACCUCGAGAUAGUCAAAGAGUUGGUCAGAGUGGAUCCAGAGAUGUGCAUGGUAAGGAAUCAAGAUGGUAAGACGCCACUCCACCUGGCAGCUAUCAAGGGGAGGGUUAAGGUGGUGAGGGAAUUAGUCCGAGGUAGGCCUGAGUCUGCUCAGGUGGUGACUGAACGUGAUGAAACUGCGUUGCAUUUGUGUGUGGGAAGUAAUAGGUUGUUGGGGUUGAAGAGUUUGGUUGAAGAGAUUGGAAAAGAUGAUGAUGUAUUGGUGAAUCAGAAGGAUUGUGAUGGAAACACUGUGUUGCAUAUUGCUGUGGCCAAGAAGCAGAUUGAGAUCACAAAGUUUUUGCUUACUGUUCCUGGGCUGGAUAUAAAUGCAAUAAAUAAGAAUGGCUUCACAGUGUUAGAUACUUUGACACAGAGCCCCAGAGAUUUGAGAGACAUGGAGAUUGAAUGCAUUCUUGGAGAUGCUGGAGUUUUAAGUGCAAAGGAUCUACAAAUAAUUGCACCUGAGUGGGUUCUAAAUCCAACAAAAGUUCCCCAGACAACAAUGUCUCUUGUCUCACGUGUAUCAGCAGAAGAAAGCAAUUCAAGGAUGCCAAUACAAAAGCAUAAGCACACUGAUUGGCUUGGUAGGAAGCGAAGUGCAUUGAUGGUGGUGGCAUCAUUGAUUGCGACUGUGGCAUUCCAAGCUGCAAUAACCCCACCAGGAGGUGUUUGGCAAGCAGAUGAAAAUGUAGAUGGGAACGGAAACCCUCUGGAGCAUCCUCGCAAAGCCGGAACUGCUGUUAUGGCAUACAGCCAAGAUAUUGAGUAUGGUCAAUUUAUGAUUUUCAACACACUUGCUUUCCUUGCGUCUCUAAGCAUAAUACUCUUGCUUGUUAGUGGGCUACCGAUGAAGAGACGAAGAUGGAUGUGGAUUCAAAUGAUUAUCAUGUGGGUUGCCAUCACAGCCCAAGUGAUAACGUACUUCAUCUCUCUAAGACAUAUGUCACCAGAUAGCGCAGCAGGUAUGCUGCGUGACGUAACAGAGAUAUCAGUCUUAGCGUGGUUGUGUCUUAUGGGAGUUGUUUUCAUUGGGAAUGUCAUUCGUAUGAACUUAUGGGUUCUUAGAAAGUACGGAUUUAUUAAGGAAAAGGAGCAGAAACCUUCAGCUCAAGUUGACAAUGACCAGGAAGAUGUGUGAGAUGGAAGUAAUGAAAAUUUUGCAAGUUUCAUGCUGGUAGCCUACACUCAAGUUAUUGUUCCAAGCCUGUCGUACCUAGUUUCAGAUUGGUGUGAUAGAUUUGUAAAUGUUAAAGUUGGAUCAUUUUUUUUCAGCAAGCUUUGCUGAGAACAAGUUUUGUCCUGCAUAUACCACUGUGGUAAUUUCUUACUUUUACAAUACUAUAUUUCUACUGUAAAGCAUACCAAAUUGGAAUGACAUGGAUAUUAAACUGUAUAUUUUCUA
Molecule: messenger RNA, 1812 nt
Organism: Theobroma umbraticum
Lineage: Eukaryota; Viridiplantae; Streptophyta; Magnoliopsida; Malvales; Malvaceae
Product: ankyrin repeat-containing protein BDA1-like
Cellular component (GO): plasma membrane
Molecular function (GO): protein binding
Source: RefSeq, a predicted model, not a curated record